GAGAGAGAGAGCACUCGUGAGCUCGCUGUUGAAGAUCAUAUCCUGACCAGGAGGUGGUGCCAGUGAUCUUUCAAAUUGGCUGGGUGGUUAGAAUGUUGUGCUGCUGCCGCAUCAUCUGUGCUUUGAAGGGUCGGAAUUCGAAGAGAGAAAUUGCGCUCGGUAGCAGAUCAACAGAUAUAGAAAGAGGAGGGUCCCCGAUGCUCGGUCAGCUGUGAUUGCAUUCAUGGCGGGAGAAGUGAUCACUUCUUGAAAUGUUUUCGGUCUCAUCUAUCUGAUAAAACCUUGCCGUGAAUUGACCACACCAACCACAGAUUCCAAAACCCUUGUCAGAAUGGACGCUGUUUCCGCUGCUUUGGAAGAUUAUUACAACCAAGCUGAGUCACCACCAAUGAGUCCCACGUCGAUGAGUGCGAUGGCUUCAGCUGCUGAUACGAAUUGUAACUACCUGAGUCGAGCAGAAACAACUCCAGGGUUCACAGGGUUAAGGUCUCUUCAUGCUCUCUCUGGUCACAGUGAACCAACUGCCAAUUCUGAACGAGUUCAACAGAAGCCCGGGGAAGCCGUCCUCAUGAACCGAGUGAUGAACACCCGGGAUGCGGUUGCAGUCGAGAACACCGGUGAGCCAUCACUUAGUGAUAAGAAGGAGCCGUGUUCAACCAAGAUCCAGAAACCCACCGUACCGGAAAACUUCAGCAGGCUGGUGCCGAGGUCCAAACUUAAGGCAGUGAAGCAGUUCCUAUCAUCAUUUGAAUACAAGCAAACUCCUGCGACACACUUCAACACUCACAAGUUGCGACCUCUGACGCGUAUAAUGGACACUGCUAGAAUGAUCAUUUACUCACCACAGCCGAUAAAGUGUGUGGAGGCCGUAUUUCUUGCACUCUACCUCACUGCUGGUAUCCCAGAUUGUGAUCGUACACCUUUGGGAUUCAAGACCUCCUUAAAUGGACAGGUGUUUCAGCAUAUUGUACUUCUUGUUCAGUAUGGUGGCAAGUUUGGUGCUUUUGGUAUCAGUCGUCAGGCUGAUCUUAUGAACAAGGAUUUGACUUUCAACAGUAUCUCUGACAUCGUUGGAAACUACAAAGCUGCAUAUGAAGCAUCUGGACACACUAUUCUUAAAAUUCGAGUGGGCCUUCCAGUUGAACACAGAAUACAAUCACCAAACUAUGUUUGCUGGCGACACCUUUCGCUCAGCCCUGGCACACAAUCAUGGGAACAGUGUUGCGAGGCGCUGGAAAAUCAUGUGCUGAAGAAAAACAGACUCUGGGAUCUAUGGUUGCUUGUAGGGAAGGGGGGAGAUCCUAGAAGAAAAAGUCUGGAUCGUAAAGCAGCUCUCGACACCAAAGCGCUAGUGAAGGAUGGCAUGAAGAAAAAGAAGAAAGUUAGGACGCAGGACACAACCAUGAAAGCAUUUGCAGAGCGUGAGCAGGUGGUAACCAAACGCGAAGUACGGAGGGACUCAGGAAGUGUUCCCAGUCCGUCAAGUUACGCCGAAGCAAAAGCAAGCAAAGAGAGAAAACGCGGCGCAACUCUUGCUGCUACAAAAUCGCUGAUGAAGACCCGGUUGUUGCAAAGUAAAACGUCAUUUUUGAUCCGACAAUCUGUGGAGUAUGUUGGCCCUAAGUUAUUUUCGUACAGAACUAUCCCUCACAGCCGUGGUUCGUUGUCAAUACCGCAAACAAAAAGGCAUUCUAGAGUCUCAUUUAAUGUAGAUGACCGCAAGAAAGACAUCCCUUCCAAGGGGAAGGGGAAGAGGAACAACAAGCUGGUGAAAGACGCCUCACGAAAGGCAAGAAACUAGUUACCACUGGCAAACGGUUUAAGGGAAGGAUGCGACGUUGACAAGUUAAUCUACGAGUCUCCAACAUCUUUUCUGGAUAUCAUUUGCUUCAGGUUCAUUCGAGGUCAAAACAGGUGGUUUUAGCAGUUGAACCAAGUGGGUUAAGUUGGCGUGCUCCCGAAUAGAAUCCAAUUUUCCUCCAUUGAAGCCGGCUGGUGACAACUGCGCAAUCGUUCGAAUUAAAUUUCGUUCCGCCCACGGCCUGAGGAGGCUCGUUUGGUUGGUUGAGUCACGAUCAUAUGCAGUGCGAUUUCCGAACCUGAGCAGUUUCUUUACCAUCUAACAAGGAUGCUGAAUGUAAUUGAUAUCAAGAAACGAAGAAAGGUAUUAACAGGUUCAGCUCUAUCAACGUCGCAACGAUUUUUUCCACUAUUGAGCUCUAAACAUUUCUAUUACUGAAAAUGUGUCUCGUCGUCGCAAAAAGCUCUGCUCAGCUUAAUAGAAUAUGUAAUUUUUCGGAGAUUCGGCAGAAAUAACAUAGCAAUAAUUUUGGCUGUUCUUAACCCCAUGGAAGUUUGAAGUCUCUAGAAACGCAGGAGACAUCAAUUUUUGUAAGUACACGAAAGAAACAACCCAAUUCAUUUAGUUCGCCUCCAUUCCCAAAGAGAACUCACUUCAUUUACUCCCAACUUCCCUGCCAACCUGGGUGGAGAGAGUCUUUACUUCUCUCGGCGAGCAGAAGCCUCGUAUAAAGUUAGUGAAUUUAGAUGACUGAAACGCACCAGGUGACAGGAAAGUCACAAGUCCGUCUUUGCAACCUCAAUUUGACUAGAGCUGGAAAUGUCGUCUCCUCACAGCUGAAUGCACAUUUGCGUGAAGCAUAUGGCUUCAACCAAUAUGUCCUUACUUAACUGACCCAGAAGGGAAGAAAUAGAAAUGUAUACUGCUCCAAGAGAUGAAUGAUGAAUCUUGCCAACAUCCAGUGAAUCCUAUUAACAUCCUACAUAUGCCGGCCGC
Messenger RNA from Marchantia polymorpha subsp. ruderalis, 2797 nucleotides. NCBI's taxonomy places the organism in Eukaryota, Viridiplantae, Streptophyta, Marchantiopsida, Marchantiales, Marchantiaceae. The record is from the annotation of a GenBank genome assembly.